AUUAAACCGUCGACGUCAUCGCAGGCGGACAUAUUCGUUCCGACAUUUUGACAUUUAUCUCCCGGUUGCUGAAUUCAAUUGGAUUUUUCUCUUACUUCUGUGUACUCUCCUUUCAUCAUGGAUGAAGAAUACGACGCAAUCGUUCUUGGGACGGGCCUCAAGGAGUGCAUUCUCAGUGGAAUGCUCUCUGUCUCCGGCAAGAAGGUAUUGCACAUUGAUCGUAACAAGUACUACGGUGGUGAAUCUGCGUCAAUUACCCCGUUAGAAGAGCUGUUCGCAAAGUUCAACGCACCGGCGCCGGACGAGACCUACGGUCGAGGUCGCGACUGGAACGUGGAUCUGAUCCCCAAAUUUUUGAUGGCAAAUGGGCUCCUCGUGAAAUUGCUCAUCCAUACGGGCGUCACCCGCUAUCUGGAGUUCAAGUCUGUGGAAGGCAGCUAUGUCUACAAGGGCGGUAAGAUUUCUAAAGUCCCCGUGGACCAAAAAGAAGCUCUUGCAUCGGAUCUUAUGGGCAUGUUUGAGAAAAGGCGUUUCCGUAAUUUCCUGAUCUACGUCCAGGACUUCCAAGAAGAGGAUGCUAAGACGUGGAAGGAUUUCGAUCCUAGCCAAGCAAAUAUGCAGUCACUGUAUGACAAGUUUGGCCUGGACAGAAACACUCAGGACUUCACUGGGCAUGCCCUGGCUCUGUACCUGGAUGACAGCUACCUUCAGCAGCCGGCUAUACAAACUAUUCGCCGCAUUAAAUUGUACUCCGAUUCUCUCGCACGGUAUGGUAAAUCGCCAUACUUGUAUCCCAUGUAUGGACUUGGUGAGUUGCCUCAGGGCUUUGCCCGUCUUUCUGCUAUUUAUGGAGGCACUUAUAUGUUGGAUAAGCCUAUUGAUGAGAUUGUGCUGGGAGAAGGUGGCAAAGUUGUUGGUGUCCGCUCCGGCAACGAGAUUGCAAAAUGUAAGCAAGUGUACUGUGACCCCAGCUACGUUCCUGACAGAGUCCGCAAGAAGGGCCAGGUCAUACGCUGCAUUUGUUUGUUAGAUCAUCCCAUUGCUAAUACAAAGGAUGCACUGUCUACCCAAAUUAUUAUUCCUCAGAAGCAAGUGGGCAGACAAUCUGACAUCUAUGUGUCGCUGGUGUCGUACACCCACCAGGUUGCUGCUAAGGGAUGGUUCAUUGCCAUGGUCUCCACUACUGUUGAGACUAAUGACCCUGAGACUGAAAUCAAACCUGGUCUGGACCUCCUAGGACACAUCAGACAGAAGUUUGUGUCUGUCACAGACUACUAUGAGCCCACAGAUGAUGGCAGCCAGAGCCAAAUCUUCAUAUCUGAGUCCUAUGAUGCUACCUCUCACUUUGAAACUACUUGCUUAGAUGUGAUUAAGAUUUACAAGCGUGGUACUGGUGAAGAUUUUGACUUCUCCAAAGUGAAGGUAGAGUUGGGAGAGGAAGACCAGUGAACAAGUCCUGUAAUGUAUAUGUAUAUUGCUUGUUAAUUUUAAAUAUUUGUUUAUGAACUGUUCUGGCAACAAUAAUAUUCAUUAGGGUCUAUUGGGUAAAGUUUGUAAGAGCUUAGAUGUAUUGGCAGUAGAUUGUACUUGUGUAAAAUGCUCACCCAAGUGGUUCCAGCAAACAAUUUCUUUAUUUUAUUUUACCAAAAAAUAUGGCAAUACAUUGUUAUUUAAAAGAUUUUAUUCCUCAUUUAAGAUUGCUUUUAUUAUUUAAGUAUACAAUGCAUAAGUGAUCUGCACAACUGAAGUGAUGGUAUUAGAAUCGAACAAUAUGCAUUCCACUUCCACUUUGGUACAUUAUUUGGUCCUGUAACCAUAUCAUACUUGUAAUAUGUCGAAAUUAGAAUGCUCAUUAUACCUGUAUGUUCUGUGUAAGAUCAUGAAUAAAGUUAUAUAAAUAAAAACGCA
Molecule: messenger RNA, 1908 nt
Organism: Pectinophora gossypiella (pink bollworm)
Lineage: Eukaryota; Metazoa; Arthropoda; Insecta; Lepidoptera; Gelechiidae
Gene: Gdi
Product: rab GDP dissociation inhibitor alpha
Exons: 1
Coding region: 118-1449 (443 amino acids)
Biological process (GO): small GTPase-mediated signal transduction; vesicle-mediated transport; protein transport
Cellular component (GO): cytoplasm
Molecular function (GO): Rab GDP-dissociation inhibitor activity
Source: RefSeq, a predicted model, not a curated record